UGGGAGAGUGGUUGGCAAAAUGGCAGCGCCUUUAGACGGAAUGGGAGGCCUGGGGUCUCUGGGGGCAACAGAAGCACUCUCAGUUGCACAAGCUCUGUCCCUGCCUGCAGAAGCCUAUGGGAAUGAUCCCAACCUAGAGAUGAUGUGGGCCAUGAAGGCCUAUCAGCACGCAGAAGUAUAUUUCAAUCUCAUAUCGUCUGUGGACCCCGGCAUUCUGAAGCUGACACGUACGGAUGAUGUAAUUUACAAAGCAUUUCGGGAGGAGUUUCCUGAACUUCAGAUCGCCAUAUUGGACCCUGAGGAGCUGAAGUCUCCAGCGGCCAAAGAGAAAUGGCGUCCCUUCUGCAUGCAGUUUGAGACCCAAGUAGAGGACUUUAACUAUGGCACCUUGCUACGGUUGGACAGCAGUAAAGACUAUUCUGAGGAGAACAGCAUAUUUGCGACCCGAAUCCAGUUUUAUGCCAUUGAAAUUGCACGGAACAGGGAAGGAUGCAACAAUGUCAUUUUCCGCCGCAAAUCUGCAUCGAGCUAGAACAUGUGUCUUCAACCACAGCAGCUUCACUGCACAGAGACAUUGGGGGGUGGGAAAAUGGGGAUCGUCCUCUUUGAGGUUUAUCUUGUUGUUUCACAGCCAUGGCCCCUGGCUUUCAUAGCAUCAGAACCAUGAACAGCAUCAGCCAUACUUACAAUCUUCUGCUAUACAAAACAACUUGCAGCCUUGUGUUCCAUAGCCUUCUCGAACACUUUUCUUUUUUUAAUGAAUACUAGUAAUAGUCCCACUUUGGCAGCUAAACAGAGGUACCAUUAAAUCUGAGAACCCGUGCAAUGGCUGCCCCAGAGGAUUUGUACAAGCGCCACUGUCUAGAACGAUGUUGCUGUUACUCUUUCCUGGACUCCCUAUUUUGAAAUAGGUUUACGCUAUACAAUAUCUUUCUGUAUAUUAAGUCGCUUGUGUGGCAGCUAAGCCUGUAACUUUUCAUUCUAGGCUUUUAUUUUGGCUGGAAGUGGCCCUAGGAAACAUCCCUUGUAAGUAAGGAUGCACCGAAUCCACUAUUUUGGAUUUGGCGGAAUCCCCGAAUCCUUCUCGAAAGAUUCGGCAGAAUACCGAACCGGAAUUUGCAUAUUUUUUUUUACUUCGUUUUGUCACAAAAAGUCACACAAUUUCCCUCCCCACCCCUAAUUUACAUAUGCAAAUUAGGAUUCGGACGAAUCCUGCUGAAAAAGGCAGAAUCCUGAAUUCGGUGCAUCCCUACUUGUAAGUAAACAGCCAAUAAUGAAUGGUAUUGGCAAAUCAGUAAUAGCUCACCCCUCUAUUGGGAGGGAGUAACAUUUUUCACACUAGCCCCAUAUGUAAUUAAAGGCACUAACUUUGCCCAAGACCCAUAGCAACCAAUGAGAUGUUUGCUUUUAAACAGGUGACCAGUAAAUUCAACCUGCUGAUUGGUCGCUAUGGGUUACUUCUCCUGGGCAAAGUUUGUGCUUUUUAUUACAUAACCCCCUUAGAUACGAAACUUAAUUGUGGGCCAGGCUCCGCCAAGUUUAGAUAAACAUGCAAAUAGCAGCUUAGGCGCCCUAAAGUUGGUGAGUGUGCCCUACCAUCCUCUCUUCUUGGGCAGCCCUACAGAAUGGAAAUAUCUGAACAUGAAGGAAAUUAUUGUACAUUCACUUAAACAGAUAAAAAUGAUGUAGAACGAAUAUUCUUGAGACAGUUGGCAAUUGAUCUAAGAGGCCCUGAAUAGAAAAAUAACAAGUGUUUCAUUACCGAGCAUUAGUUUUUCUUUUUUGCUGCAGUGAACCUCAUUUGAAAGAGGCAGAAGUUAAAAAGUUGCUAAUGUUAGGAUAUGGUUUAUACUAGUCAAACUCCUUCCAUCUGCUGCAACUAUUAUUAUAGUCUGCCAUAACAGCUGGUAAAACGGAUAUCAAUAAAACAAGCUGAACCAUUA
Molecule: messenger RNA, 1943 nt
Organism: Xenopus laevis (African clawed frog)
Lineage: Eukaryota; Metazoa; Chordata; Amphibia; Anura; Pipidae
Gene: pbdc1.S
Product: polysaccharide biosynthesis domain containing 1 S homeolog
Cellular component (GO): cytoplasm
Source: RefSeq, marked provisional